UACGAUCGCAGACAAUAGCCUAGCAGUUAGAUGUAACUCAACAGAUCCCUAAACAUUUCACCCUCGCGAUUUCGCGGGACCGCAUCGCAAAUUUUCCGGUCGUUUUGUGCUACGCGGGAACCCUAGCGAUGCAGAUAUCUACUACGAUUCGUCACUCCGCACCCUGCAUCGUCGUUCUCUUUUUCAUCUGCCUUCCCAAUCUCAGCUCCGCUGAUGAGAUCGUAGUUGAUUCCCAUCCUUCUCUUCUCCGUCUAUCCCCCGGCCGGCCGGUGGAGAACUCUCCUGGCACCCGCACCGGCGCCGUCGUCACCUGCAAUCGUGUCCACCUCCGCGGUCUCUCGAGGAUUCGCGACAUCGACAAGUUCUUCCACGCCCUUAGGAUCACUGCUUCCGUAUCCCAAGGCGAUGGUCUCUUCCGCAUUCAGACGGUCGAACUCUGCUUCCAUCGGAAUGCGUCUCUUGGGAUCGGGAUGUGCCCUGCCGGUCACUGGCGGAAGGUUACUAAUAAGGGUUCGUUCGUUCGUUCAUUAUCGCCCUUCGAGGAUUGGAUUCUUGACGUCAGGGUGCUACCGGAUCCUUCAAGGGUCGUUGAAGUGACAAGUGAGCUGGAAUUUCUGCCGCAUCGUGUGGUUUUCCUUGUUCUGGGGUUUUCCAUUAUGCUGAUGGCUGAUUAUCUGAGCGAGUCCAUUACCUUCUACUAUGGCAGCGCAAUGACCAUCGGCAUCAUACUUGUGAUACUAAUGGUUCUCUAUCAGGGUAUGAAGCUGUUGCCAACAGGUCGAAAGAGUUCACUAGCUGUGGUCAUGUACUCAUCCAUUGUUGGUGUUGCAGCAUCUCUUUUGCACCACAUUUCUGUCCUAUUGCGGGCAGCACUAGUUGAGAUAGGAAUCUAUGAGGAUAUGCAUAAACCUGUAUGUAAGUUUCUUUGUGAUUCAUUCUUAGCCUUUUUUAUUAAUGAGCAACUUCUAGAACAACUUCAAAGCUACGAUGAUCAUUUACUUUUUAUUGUGCAUCUUAUUGACAAACAGUUAUGCUUGCCCAUCAUUCAUAAUUCCAUUCUAUUGUAGUCUUAUUGUAUUUGG
Messenger RNA from Dendrobium catenatum, 1082 nucleotides. RefSeq lists its product as uncharacterized. NCBI's taxonomy places the organism in Eukaryota, Viridiplantae, Streptophyta, Magnoliopsida, Asparagales, Orchidaceae. The transcript is spliced from 6 exons. The record is from RefSeq and is a predicted model, not a curated record. Bases 129 to 1067 code for a protein of 312 amino acids.